GAUUUGCGAAACAAGAUAAGAUAAAAUUUAUGUUUUUGUCUAUUAUAUACCAAACAACAGUAUAGUCGAACUGAGAAGAGAGUUCCUCAUGUGCUCUUGUACGCUCGCGCAGUAGCGAAAAACGUGGUAGAAAGGGUAAGAAAUCAGUGGUUGAGAGCCCGAAAGCAUCGAAGCAACUAAGGAACUUUUUUCUCAGUUCGACUAUAAUUUCCAAUAGAAUUGAUCUUUUACAGAAAAGAAACGAUUUAGUUAUAAACAUAAGUGCGAUUCAAAGUGUUUUUUUUUUCACAAAUAUUACAUGCAAAUGGUUACAAUUCAAGUAUUGUUAAUGACAUUUGCACGGAUGUAGAUGAAAACAUUGGAUAAACAUCUGUAUUUCUUAGAAAAUAUUAGUAUGCAGAGAGAAAACAACAGACUAAAAAGAGAAUUGAUGAGCUUAACUAAAACUCCACCUGAAGGGAUUGCAUGUUAUCAAAAAGAUGAUAAUUUAAAUCAUUUAAUUACUACAAUCAUGGGGCCUAAAGACAGUCCAUACGAAGGUGGAUUAUUUAAGCUUGAUGUAAAAAUUGAAGAUUCUUAUCCUUUCGAACCACCAAGAAUUAAGUUUAUAACACCUGUUUAUCAUCCUAACAUUGAUACGUCAGGCAGAAUUUGUAUGGAUUUAUUAAAAAUGCCUCCAAAAGGUGGAUGGAAUCCAACAUUGACAUUAGAGAAUAUUUUUGUUGCUGUACAAUUACUUUUAAGCCAUCCAAAUCCUGAUGAUCCAGUCAUGCCUAAUAUUGCUAAUGAAUAUCGUUUUGAGAAGUGUGAAUUUGAAAAAAAGGCGCGUAAACAUACACAAGAAUAUGCCAAUUAGACAAUAUAGAGGUUUUAUAAUUUUUAUCCAGUAUUAUCUCAAUUUUAUUAUGCAACAAAAAACCAUAUUUCUUACUUUAAAUACAUUCAUUAUAAUUAAGUAAUGCCGAGAAUCUCAUAAUGUAAGAUAUAUUGUGGUAUUAAAAAAAAUUGUCAAUUAA
Messenger RNA from Chelonus insularis, 1016 nucleotides. RefSeq names its product ubiquitin-conjugating enzyme E2 T-like. The transcript has 2 exons. The record is from RefSeq and is a predicted model, not a curated record. Bases 350 to 856 code for a protein of 168 amino acids. NCBI's taxonomy places the organism in Eukaryota, Metazoa, Arthropoda, Insecta, Hymenoptera, Braconidae.